Paraglomus brasilianum is the source of this 144-nucleotide messenger RNA. Lineage: Eukaryota; Fungi; Glomeromycota; Glomeromycetes; Paraglomerales; Paraglomeraceae. The record is from the annotation of a GenBank genome assembly.
AUGGGUCCCUCAGAGAAACAGAAGGCCCCCCCUUCAAUUGCACCAGCCAUGCUAAUUCCUGACCCUGAUGGAGCCACUUUCCAAGCCAUGUUAUUGGCCCCUAAGCCCCGUCCAGCUGCAGCAACAACAUCAGCAAUGGAAGGA